Pyrenophora tritici-repentis Pt-1C-BFP is the source of this 1491-nucleotide messenger RNA. RefSeq names its product Tymo-45kd-70kd multi-domain protein. Gene Ontology annotation, biological process: fungal-type cell wall organization. The record is from RefSeq and is a predicted model, not a curated record. Gene Ontology annotation, cellular component: fungal-type cell wall; plasma membrane. NCBI's taxonomy places the organism in Eukaryota, Fungi, Ascomycota, Dothideomycetes, Pleosporales, Pleosporaceae.
AUGCCUUCCAUGCUCAAGAUUGCCCUUCCGGCCCUGGCUGCCGCCCACCAGGCCUAUGCCGCCUGCAGUGCCACCGCGACACUAACGAUCCAGAAUGCCGGUGACGCCACCGCGCUCGCAUCCUGCUCGACCUUCUCGGGUAGCAUCGCCAUCGAGACGGGCACCAGCGACGACAUCGCCAUCAACGGCGUCAAGAAGAUCACUGGCGACCUGAUCGCCACGGCAAACUCAAACAUCAAGCAGAUCAGCGCCAGCGACCUGACCGAGCUUGACGGCCAGAUGCACCUCGACGGCCUCACUUCUCUCUACGCCAUCAACUUCCCCAAGCUCAAGACGGUCGACUCGAUCAAGUGGAACGCGCUGCCCAACCUCCAGGAGAUCGGCUUCGGCGCCGAGGUCACUUCGGCCAAGAACAUCGACAUCCAGAACACUGCUCUCCGCUCUCUCAAGGGUAUCAACAUUGAGGAGGUUGAGGAGGUCUUCAUCGCCAACAACGGCUACAUCGACACCAUCUCCAUGCAGCUGGGCAACGUCUCCAAGUCGCUUACCCUGGCUGACAACAACGAGGCCGUCAAGGUCGAGCUUCCCAACUUGAUCUGGGCUAGUAACCUGACUUUCCGCUUCUGCGGUUCCGUCUCCGUUCCUUCCCUCGAGACUCUCAACGGCUCUCUCGGUCUCUACAACAACGGUUUUGAGUCCUUUACUGCGCCCAACCUGACUUCAGUCGGUGAGGCUGUCGCUCUCGUCGCAAACGAGAACCUGUCCAACGUCUCUUUCCCCCAGCUCACCAAGAUCACCGACAACCUGCAAAUCGCCAACAACUCCAAGCUCAUCGAAGUUGACGGCUUCCCCAAGCUCAAGAGCAUUGGUGGUGCUUUCGACAUGAGCGGUAACUUUACCAGCGUCAAAACCCCCGUGCUCGACAGCGUUAAGGGCGCCUUCAACCUCCAGUCAACCGACAACGUCACUGAGACCUGUGCCUUCUACCAGCCUCUCAAGUCCAAGAAGCUCAUCCAGGGUGGCUACAAGUGCGAGGGCAAGCUCAUCGACCCCGCCGGUGAGGGCCACACUGGUACCAAGCAGGGUGGUAGCAACGGCAAGACUGGCGCCGCCACUACCCUCAGCGCUGUCAACGGUGCUCUCGGUCUCGCCGCCAUGGCCGCUAUUGUCCUCUUUUAAAUAAAAAUGUUCACGACGCUGGCGUUCCAUCUUAAUUGCAUAGACUACUCCCUGCGAUCUGACUUUCUUUGAUAGCGUAUAGCAUCAAAAGAAUAAGCGCUGAAGUUGGUGUUCAGCAUCUGAGGACUGGAGGGCUCCCGGGGACAGUUCAUGGGUCAGCAUGUAACACUUGUAUGUAUCAAUUUGGCGACAAGGCUUGGGGCAGACUUUUAAUCCGCAGUAUACUUAAGUCUGCCUCACAAUGGAGUGUGUAGAAUUGCAGGAAGGUUUGAUUUAUUUGGGAUAGUUUCAAGCAGUCAUUCUCUUCAUCUA